Microdochium trichocladiopsis is the source of this 939-nucleotide messenger RNA. Its product is annotated as P-loop containing nucleoside triphosphate hydrolase protein. NCBI's taxonomy places the organism in Eukaryota, Fungi, Ascomycota, Sordariomycetes, Xylariales, Microdochiaceae. The record is from RefSeq and is a predicted model, not a curated record. The transcript has 4 exons. Bases 1 to 849 code for a protein of 282 amino acids.
AUGGGAUCCCUACAUGGCCGAAAGCAUGCUGCCACGAGAUUCGUCGACACACUCCCGCCGCCAACGAAAUCAGUCGAGGUCAAGGUGGUUGUGCUCAGCCCAAGCAGAUCCGCAACCUUGGCCACAUAUCGUGCCCUGAAAGUGCUCGGGUACAAGACUUACCACAACUAUGAGAGCAUCUACAAUGGGCUGCGGGACAUGAAGCUCUUCAACGAGUCCAUGCGAGCCAAGUUCCACGGGGAGUUCGAGGUCUAUCGCCGACCAGAGUUUGAGAAGUGGUUCCAGGGUUAUGAUGCCCUCACGGAACUACCCUCAUACUUCCCCGAGGAGAUUGUCGAGGCGUACCCGCGCGCAAAGUACAUCCUGGUCGAGCGCACCCCGGAGAGCUGGGCGCGCAGCGUCAUGAACAGCAUCGUCCGCAUGACCGAGGACGUCAACAGGUUCCCCACCAGCUUCCUCAAGCAGUUCGACGACGCCAUGUACCAGCUUUGCAGCAGCGCGUACAUCACAGCCGAGCGCUUCUCGGACGGCAAGUUUGGGCGGCCCGGCGGUCUGGAGGCUUGCGCUGAUUGUGUUGCUCUGGUCAAGAAGAUUGUCCCACCAGAACAGCUGCUGGUUGUGAGACUCGAAGAUGGCCUGGACUGGGACGCAAUAUGUCCAUUCCUUCAAAUGCCAGUCCCAGACGAGCCCUUCCCACCGCCAUUCACCCCGGAAGUGUUCAAGGAGACGGUCGAGGAGUUUAUGAUGCCUCAGGUGAAAAGAGCCGUGAGAAACGCUGCAGCGCUCAUUCUGUCGCCGAUAGUAGUCCUUGUCGGUGCAGUAUGGUGGGCGUCGGACGGUGUCAGGUGAAACACGGUUUGAUAUCCUCGGGUGGCACAGCACUUGAGCAGGGCAGGUACUGGGAAGUACUUGCCCGAGCGCAAAGGGGCGGGAGUUGAG